GUGAUAUCAAGGAUUACUUUCGAAGCAGAGAUGUUCAGAAACUCAUGCGUUGACUGUGCCAAAUUUCUAAUCACCAAAUACAAUUUGAUCAGAGCUCAUCUCAAACUCCAGCGAGCUCGUUUGUUUUCCAGAAACCAAUAUGGCGUAAACUAAAUUUUUUUGCAGUAAUAUCUGAGAUUUCAAACAAGAUUUUUAACGAACUGAAGUUUUGCUUUCGACUGGGUUGUGUCAAUACUGAUGCUAUUAUAAUUAUAGUGUUCUAAGAGAUCAAUUCUUCAAUUAGACUUUUAAAAUUUUUAUUUACCUUCAAAGGAUUCAAUUAACAAAACUUUCAAAAAAAGAAAAAUAAUCCUAAGUUUUGAAGUUCAAUUAGUUACUUAGUUUUAUCCGUUUCUUCUUCAGUUCUAUUAUUUACACUGAGCUGAAUAAUUUAUUCGUUUUUACUCUUUUUAAUCAUAAUAUUUUCAAUCAUUACAUUGCCCCGCUGAGUUUAUCAUUGGCCAUGAGUGGGGGGAACCCUGAACGCGGAAGGGGAGGGGGAGGGGGAGUCGGGGGAAGAGAGAGAACGUGGCAAGACUGGCUCACAGUGCUCCUCCUUUUCCUCACAUUCGGCCCAUGCAACGGAAUUCUCUACACGAUGGGCGUGUACCAAGCGUACUGGGUGACUAAUUUGGGCAUGGCCCCCACCCGGGCUAGUCUGAUCAGCAGCACCCUGUUCCUCAUGACCUGUCUGCCCUCCCCCUUCAUCUCCCUCUUAAUCCACAAGACUCGCUUCAGACCAAAUCUCAUGGUCGCGGCCGCCAUCCCCAUUCUCACAAUUGGUGUACUGAUGAACGCGUACUGUCACAACUUCUGGCUCCUCCUCCUAGCCAGUGGAGUCUUCCUAGGACCUGCUCAGAGUCUGAUGGAUGUCACCUCAAUGACAGCUGUCUAUCACUACUUUCUAGAUGAACACGUCUAUCUGUUCACAUCCAUUGUGUCAUCGGGGGUCGGUGGGGGCAUGAUUGUGUUUUCAGUUAUUUUCUUCGUGCUAGAACCCAAACUUGGCCUGCAGGGAAUUGGCUACGUUCAACUAACAGUGGCAUGGGUAAUAUUCAUCAUCGCCAUCUCAAUCUUCACUUUCGGACACAAAUUGGGCAUGAAAACGAAACACGAGAAGAACCGAAUUCCCAACGACAGAUGCGAAGUAUGCGCUACGAACGGUCUGCUAAUUAAACGCACAAAGUGUCCAUGCGCCUUACAUGCGCAGCUAUUAAUACACGGAGAAGCUCAUUCUGGGUUUGCAAAUGAUUCGUUCUCGAAGCCGAAAAGGCGUAGAAACGACAGUGAGUCGUCUCUCGUGAUGAUGUCGCGGAAUACUGUGUUGUCGGAUAGAUCGCACGUAGCAGCCGACGUUCUCGUAAAGUCGAUUUUCACAAAUAGCCGUUUUAUGAUGAUCGUGGUGUCGUAUGCUUUUUGCACUUCGGUUUUCAACACGGUAAUGUAUCACCAGCCGACCAGGUUGUUGGCGUUCGGAUUUUCCCUCAAUAACGGGGCCCAGUCUAUCGCAAUCAAUGGGUUUGUGCAGAUGGUGUUCCGAGUGACGGCUGGUCUGUUGGCAACAUCUAAUAGAGUAUCUCCCUUUAGACUGAGCGAGCUGUCCAAACUGGCUCUGGGCUUGCUAACUGUAGUGAGUACUUUCGUGCCCUACUUGUGGUGUCAGCUGCUCUACAUGUUCCUCAUUGGAGUCACAGGGGCAUUCAUAAACACCACCGACUUCCUACUAGUCAAGGACUGUAUGACUGAGGGGAGGGAGUUUGGGAUUGCACUUCUGUUCCUGGUGGAUGGAAUCUCCACUCUCAUCGUCGACACUCUUGUGGGCCACUUGUACCAAGAGAUCGGAUCAUACAACCCCAUAUUUAAGGCGAUGGGUGCUCUCUCUUGUAUCGGAGCUGUGCUAGGCCUCUCGGCAGAGCUGCUUCACAAAAGACAACGUCGCACUGGGAUUCCUUACGAGACUCUAUAGAACAAGAUAUAGAGAUAGAUAGCUUCCAACGAAAUAGAGGAAUUUCUGGAAGGUGUUACGAGGAGAGAGCGGGGCUGCAUAUUUUUUAAAAUCUAUUCAGCCCAGAAUCGAAAUAUUAUUAACGAGGCCGCAUUUUAAUCAAUUGCGAGACUCUAUUUGAAUGGGCAAUUUUGUUGAUGAUGUUUUUUUUUUCAUUUCCAUUUUCAAUUUUCGAGAAAUUGUUUAUCGGGCCAAAUAAAAAAACGACCCGAAUUGAAAUCAACUUCAUCUAAUUUGGCCGCUGAAAUAUCUUAACCAAACUACUUUUCCUAAUAUUGCUUUCUGUAGAAGUUUUAUAUAUCCUUUUUAUGGAUAAUUAAU
This is a messenger RNA of Symsagittifera roscoffensis, 2365 nucleotides long. RefSeq lists its product as uncharacterized. Gene Ontology annotation, molecular function: monocarboxylic acid transmembrane transporter activity. Bases 503 to 2005 code for a protein of 500 amino acids. Gene Ontology annotation, biological process: transmembrane transport. The transcript is spliced from 8 exons. Gene Ontology annotation, cellular component: membrane. The record is from RefSeq and is a predicted model, not a curated record. NCBI's taxonomy places the organism in Eukaryota, Metazoa, Xenacoelomorpha, Acoela, Convolutidae.